AUGUCGUCGGGUCGCGUAUCCCCGCUCGACAGCAGCUCGGACUGCAGCACUGCACACAUUCCGAUCUUCCGCUCGCGCAGCGACGACGUUAGUGACACUAGCCCAAACUCCUUCGGUGCCGCAAGGCAAUCGAUUCUGUCACUACCGCUGGCGGCGACCUCGGUCAUGACGCUGCCUGCGUCGGAGGCCUUUGCUUCUGCAAGGAGUGGGCCUACUGCCACUGAUGGGCUACCUUCGUCACGCUACGUACCUACUCCCAACACGGCUCGAGGGCGCGCUGCGGAGGACCAGAAUGGCGCCUCACACAGUGUCACGGUGCCUUCAACGCUGCUGACUCCACUGCCCAAGACUGACGUGCGCACUCCAGCCGCAUCCCAGACGCCGUUGUGGGUCACGGAUGAGCCGAAGAUGCGGCGGCCCAACGGGCUCACCAGCGCCUCACAAGCGAGCGCUGCAGGCCCCGUCGAGCGGUCGUUAUUCGGCCCUUCAGCGGCGUCUCCGCUGCAGAGCCAGCGCCACUCCAAAACGUACAGUGGCGCACCUGAGGCAGCGCCGCAAUCCGCCAUGCCGCGGCAAUCUGCAUUUGUUCCGCUGGUGCCCACCUCACGCGGUGCCGGGAGCGAAUGGCGGCGUGGGACGAUCCCCGUAAACGAGUCGAGUGGCUCAUACGCCCUCCCUCCACUGCCACCUCCCAUGAGGCCACCUUCCAUACAUUCGACAGCGGGCAGUAAAGCCGGCAGCGGUGCUGCUAGUCAGCGUCCGUCGACCUCUGCGCGUGUGUCAAAGGCCUCGGUGCUAGACGGAUCCACUCUUGAUGGUACAGAUACUGCGGCCCAGUCACUAGUGAAAAUGACGGCUGCACCUGACGGCGAGAACGGUUGGUGGGCCGCGGUAAGCAAGGUUGUCUCUGAUCAAAGUGAGCAGGUGAGCACGUAUCUGGAGAGCCUCGUCAAUCCUGGUGGCGUAGCUGCUGCCGCCGCAGAAGCGCGUCCCACGAAUGCGACGCGCACGUCCGAGGACUCGCGACCAUUGCGUAUUCCCACGCGCAAAGGCAUAGUAAGUCGCUCUGCCUCGACGUCUUCUGGCUCCGGCGCCACGUACGAUCUGAGUCGGCGUACCCCACGGGCCCAAACGCCGUUAUCGUCGACCUCCAUCGCAAGCCGACGCGCCGUCUUCGAGCCGUACAACAACAUCUCGCCGAUGCGUCCGGGCGACGCGGCCCCAUCCGACAGCGAGGGGUCUUUUGCCGUGCCACUCGACCUGGUUGUUGUCGACCCGUCGACCGGACCCUGGUGGAAUAACCGGACCACUGCGCAGCCUAUCUUGAGAAUCGCGAACCAGGACCCCAUGACCGACUCCUUCAUAGGCGCUGACAACGUAAGUUGCUCGGAUGUCGAGGGCUACGAUGGUGAGCCGAAUAUGUACGUGGUGGAUCUCCUGUCGGCACUGCGCGGGUAUCAGUCGAACCCGACGGAGCCGUUUGGGCACCUUGUCGCCGCGGCGCUGGCGUCGCGGUCGAAGGAGAUGCCGGUGCGCGGCUUUGAGAUGGCCGCCGCGGAGCACAACCCGUACCUUGUGCGACUGAUUCUCGACUCUGGCACGCUGGACGAGACGGAUUUGGAGGCGCAGCGCAACGUGCAGACCACCAUGGAUGAUCUCUUUUUCACGAAAGACGGGACACUGAAUCCGGCCAUCUACGAGUACCUCACCUCCUUCUUUCGCAUGCCUUUUGUACGGCUCUCGCACACGCAGUACGCCAUGCUCAAGCGUAGCGGCUUCGAGUACAUCAAGCUCAUGUACGACCACCAGCAUGUCCUGCCCGACGAGCCCUUUCACUCCAUUCUUAUUAACCAGUCCAACGUGAUGAGGAUCCUCAACCUGAUCUUCAUGGUGGUGCAGGUGUGCACGAUUAUUUUCGUCAAUGUGGCGAUCGCGCUGGUGCUGGCGAAGUGGGUGGAGCUGAACGGCGGCAAGCUCCAAAGCUAUGCCCUCUACACACUGAUUGUCUUUGGGGGAGGCUGGGCACUGAAUCUGAUCUGCAUCAUCUGCACGGUGCGGAGCCGGCAGGACGAGGCGCAGUACGAACCCAGGCGUGAGGACGAGAGGUACUUGACGGUACCAUCGCCGUAUGUCGCGGUGGUGCCGGUGAUACCGCUUUUUGACAUAUUCUGCCUCAUCGCCUACGUCCGUGCGCUGAAGCAGAAGCGCAUGAUCCUGGGCCAUAACAUAGUUGCCUGCAGCCGCCUCUCCGGCAUCAUCCACGCAAUAAUAUUCGCCUUUCCGCAGCUUAUCACACAGGCGUACUUCAAUAACGUUCAGCUCAGCAUCCAGGUGGAGUGGCGGCAUUGCUGGCCUUAUGUUGUGUUGAUCGUGGCCGCGACCACGCAGUGGUGCGUGGCGCUGUUCGGAUACGCCUGGCUUCUGUUCACGCAUGACUCGAUCGACGGGCUUGGCUUUGCCUGCUUCAACCUAGGCAGGGUGCCCCACGUGCUGGAACGUCACAGCGCCGUAGCGCACGUGCUGCACUACGUGAUGGCGUCGGUGCUCGAGACGAACGUUUUCCUUCUCGUCGCCACCGCAAUCAGACUGUUGGAGGCGGUAUGCUCAUACUACAACAUCACCCUCCUUGUUCUUUCCAGCAUCACGGUCGUGUACAUACUCUCCGUGUACGCCAUCAUUGUCGUGAUGGCGGCGUCAACAGUGCGGAUUAGCUUUAGCUGCGUUCCGCUUGUGAUAAUUCAGGUAGUGCUGCUCAUCUGCUCGGAGCGCGUCGGCGUCGAGGAGUGCGCCUCCUUCCGGUACCUCUACUUUCGUGGCACCUUCAUAUUUGGCUACCUCAGCUGGGGUGCCUACUUCUCGCUGUUUCUAGUGUGGCUGGUCCUCAUGAUUCAGUGGUGCGUGCUGUGGAAGACGGAGGUGAACCUUUUUCCGCGUCUGCUGUGGCCGUUGGCGCGGAAGGACCCACGAUUCACGACGUCGAAGAAGGUGGAUUCGGGCGAUGAGACCUUCCCUACGGACUCAGUGUCCUAG
Messenger RNA from Leishmania mexicana MHOM/GT/2001/U1103, 3030 nucleotides. RefSeq lists its product as hypothetical. The transcript has a single exon. The record is from RefSeq and is a predicted model, not a curated record. Bases 1 to 3030 code for a protein of 1009 amino acids. Lineage: Eukaryota; Euglenozoa; Kinetoplastea; Trypanosomatida; Trypanosomatidae.